Molecule: messenger RNA, 462 nt
Organism: Anopheles gambiae (African malaria mosquito)
Lineage: Eukaryota; Metazoa; Arthropoda; Insecta; Diptera; Culicidae
Gene: COX5A
Product: cytochrome c oxidase subunit 5A, mitochondrial
Exons: 1
Coding region: 1-462 (153 amino acids)
Biological process (GO): mitochondrial electron transport, cytochrome c to oxygen
Cellular component (GO): mitochondrial inner membrane
Source: RefSeq, a predicted model, not a curated record
AUGCUCCGUUUUGCGGCUGGCCGUGUGCUGGGCGGACUUCGCAGCGCCGCUGGGCUGAAGAGCAGCCAACCGAUGGUGGGUGCGAUGGUGGUGCGCCACUCGCACAGCAACGAGACGGACGAGGAGUUCGACAAACGCUACGAGGCGUACUUCAGCCGGCCGGAGAUCGAUGGCUGGGAAGCCCGCAAGGCGAUGAACGAUCUGCUCGGCAUGGAUCUGGUGCCGGAGCCGAAAAUCAUCGUGUCCGCGCUGAAGGCUUGCCGCCGCCUGAACGACUACGCGCUGGCCGUCCGCUUCCUGGAGGGCGUGAAGGACAAGUGCGGUGACAAGACGAACGAAAUCUACCCGUAUCUGCUGCAGGAAAUUCGCCCGACGCUGACCGAGCUCGGCAUCGACACGCCGGAAGAGCUGGGCUACGAUCAGCCCGAACUGGCACUGAAAUCGGUGUACGAUAUGCACUAA